This is a messenger RNA of Papilio polytes (common Mormon), 2130 nucleotides long. RefSeq lists its product as uncharacterized. Gene Ontology annotation, cellular component: DNA ligase IV complex; nucleus. Gene Ontology annotation, molecular function: DNA end binding. NCBI's taxonomy places the organism in Eukaryota, Metazoa, Arthropoda, Insecta, Lepidoptera, Papilionidae. The coding region runs from base 72 to 857 and encodes 261 amino acids. The record is from RefSeq and is a predicted model, not a curated record. The transcript is spliced from 5 exons. Gene Ontology annotation, biological process: double-strand break repair via nonhomologous end joining.
ACCAAAUGUCAAACACAAUUUAAGAAAAAAUAAACAAAAAAGUUUGGUGUAUUAUUUUUUAAAUAUUUAGAAUGUGGAAUAAAUUACAAGAUUCGCCCCCGUUUUAUUUGCAAUUUUCACAAACUAAUGGCUACGAGAUAUCAAUUACCGAUUAUAUUACGUUAUACACGGUAAACAUUUUAGAAAAUGAAUUUAUCACAAUAUUAAAGGAUAGUAAUCUAAAACUGGUGAUAACUGACAAGGAGUUAAUGGAUAAUGGUGUAAAUUUGCUUUCAAACCUGGAAAAUAUCAAAGACUUGAGAAUAAACACUGCUGAUGGACAUUUAAAACUUUAUAUAUGCAAGUUUUAUGAAUACCCAUUUAGGCUUAAUUUAACAUUACAUGAAGCUCCUAAAGAAAUUUUCUUCCAGAAAGUAACUCAGCAUCUUCUCAGGACUAUUAUCGAGUUUCAGAAUAUUGAACAGAAAUUGAGAGAAUCUUUAAAAAAGAAAGAUGAUGAAAUUGCCAAGUAUAAUAUGAAAGGAUAUAAAAUAGAAAAAUAUAGAAGAACAUCAGUGUUUAACGAAGAGGAGCAUUUGAAAAAUCAUGCAGUUUUUCAAGAAAAUGGUGUUCCGCAAGACAUACCUCACAGUUUACUUGAAGAAAAAUAUGAAAGUAAAGAAAGUAUUCCUCAAGUGAAAGAAGAGACAAAUGGUCUACAUGAAGUUCCAAUUAAACAAGAAGCGACCACAUCUGAAGCAACAGUGGAAACGAACACUACACACAAUUUAACAAAAAUCGAGGUUAAAGAAGAAAUAAAAACGGAACCACGAAAUAUAAGUCCAUUGAAAAAAAGAAAAAAGGAAUUGAAUUUGUAGCAAGAAUAAUGGUAAUUAAGAUUUUUAUGUACUUAAAGUUACUUAUAAAAUUUUUUUUUUUAAAUCAUAUAGAUAAGGAUAAAUUCUGAUUGAUUUAUUUGGAUCUCUUAUAAAUUGUACAUUAUGUAUUUUAAAUCAUAAUAUCAUGUAUACCAAUAAGCUAUGUGUUUUGGGUGUUUUUUGUUUAUUUUUUACAAGAAAUCAAUGAAAUAAUGUUUGAUAUUUUUAAUAUCUAUCUUUUUCUGAAACCAAUUAAAUUGUUAAUAGACAAUUAUACUAUAUUUAAGAUGACAGGCACAUACUUAGAUAUAUUUAAGUUUUUGGACAUUUUUGUAUUGAAAUGAAAAGCAUAUGGCUUAGUAUGUUUUAUACCUUCAUAGUAUUUAGAUCAACUAUUUUGUUGAUUUAUUCAACGACAUUAAUUGAAUUUGAAGAUUAAAAAUUCUUAUAAUAUUAGUACCGCGUUGAAGAAUUGGCGCAACACUAGAUUUUUAGCGUAAACGUCACAUCUCUAACUGACAGCUGUCAAUGUCAUUAGUCGUAUUAAAUAUGGCGCGCGAUUCUGGCGAGAAGUGUGGCUCUGACUUUUUAAGUUAACAUGAUAGUAUCAAUGGAAUAAAUUGUUUAAAAACACUUAGUAUAGGUGCUUAAUAAUUUAUGAUAUAGGUAUUCGUAAGUAGUAUAUAAUUUAAUGGUUAAAAUUAAUGACUUUUUUAAUAAUAGUGUUAGUAGCUUAGAUGUUAGCGGUUGACUUAUAAUCUGCAAUUCUAGGUCCAGUUCCCAGUAAAACAAUGUGUUUUAAACUUCUAAUUUCAUAUGUGUAUUUUACAAUAUUCUUAUGGUGAAGGAAAAUUUGAAAUCUGCGCAUAUCUGUGAAGAAAUUCAACAAUAUGUUGAGUGAAGUCAACCCGCAGUGGGCUUAGUUGACUAUGGUCUGGUCAUCCCUAGGGGUAGGCUUUAAGCCUUACAAAUGGGACAUAGCUGACAUAAUAAUCACUUUAUUGAUGCCAUUGCUUAGUAAAACAUUGUACUAUAUUAUUUUUUUAUUGAUUAUUUUGUUAGUAAAAGCUAAAAUAAUGAAAAUCAAAAUUAUUAAAUUAUUUCUAUUAAUUUGUAAAAAUACUCGUGUUUUUACAUCAGAUUUGGCAAACUUAAACAUAUACCCUGGUGUCAUUUUUAAUGUGAUAUAUUUGGUUAAUUUAGUCAUUGUAGUAAUAAUUAUUAGUACUAAAGUGGCAUUUUGAUGUUUUAUUUGGUUUUUAUCGACCUUUUU